This is a messenger RNA of Ylistrum balloti, 417 nucleotides long. RefSeq lists its product as uncharacterized. NCBI's taxonomy places the organism in Eukaryota, Metazoa, Mollusca, Bivalvia, Pectinida, Pectinidae. The transcript has a single exon. The record is from RefSeq and is a predicted model, not a curated record. Bases 1 to 417 code for a protein of 138 amino acids.
AUGGAAAGGGAAAAAAAGAAUAAGGCCACCCAACCAAGGUCCAGACAUACACAGAUUAUGUUUGUGAAGGAAGGUGAGACACCAACAUCCGCAUCACUGCAGAGAACUUCCAGAAUUCUUUGUCAGGCAGGAGACUGGAAGCUGGCAGUAGAACUUAAUCAGAGACUUACCUUUCCGGACAUUGUACCAACCAACCUUCGGCCGGAUAUGGUUCUUUGGUUGUCAACGACAAGAAUGGUCAUUAUCAUAGAACUAACAGUUCCAUGGGUGGAAAGGUGCAGUGAAGCACUUGAACGGAAGAGAGGAAAGUACGAAGCAUUGCUGAUGGAGUGCAGGGAGAAAGGGUGGCAGACUUGCAGCUUUCCGGUCGAGGUGGGAUGCAGGGGCUUCCCGCACAGUCUGUGUGGAGAAUGCUAG